AUGGCCACUACUUCUGGAACCAUGCCGAUGCCAGCAUCUGGGUCGGUUGAGCUUGUGACUGAGCUCCUGUGGCAGCAUGCUAUCAGCCAUCUGCAGAAGACAAACAACGAGAUUCUUCUCCCAAUUGAUAUUCGCUCCAUUGUUGGGGGAGCAAGCAUCGAAGUCAUCAAGACUCGUUUAGAGAAAUUACUGAACACGCCAGUUGUGGCAUUCGAGGACAGCGUGAACAGAGUCUAUCGCAUCAUGCCAACUCCAGCAUUUGAUCGCCAAAUCGGGGCUGCUGUUUUGCCAAUGAGUCUGGCUGCCAAUAAUCGCAGCAUAGCUACACAGCCAUUAAAUGGCAAUGAGCUUGUCAGUCAAGACAUCAUUUGUCAAGUGAAGGCUCCAAAAGUCCCUCGCCCGCCAAAUGCCUUCAUUCUGUAUCGCCAACAUCAUCACCCUGUCAUUAAGGCAGCGCAUCCUGAGUACCAUAACAAUGACAUUUGUGAGUUAGCAACAAAAUAUAACCUUAUCUACUCUCUACUGACUUUACAAGCUGUUCUCUUGGGGAAGAAAUGGAAAGCAGAAACAUCUGAGACGAAAGCACACUUCAAGGCACUUGCUGAAGAAAUCAAGAAAAAGCAUGCCGAAGAAAAUCCAGGUUAUCAGUAUGCUCCUAGAAAACCGUCUGAAAAGAAACGUCGUUGCACGAACCGCCGUAAUGGACCAGCUCCUACUCAGAAACACGCAGGUGGCGAUGGAAUCGAAGUUUCCCUUCAUCUUUCUCAGAAUGGCAUUUCAGGUCUCAUCCAAAGCGAUGCCGAGGGAAGUGGAUUGUCUCCCGAGAGCACAGAGAGUGCUCCAGCUACUCAGCGUGAGCAACUGCCCCCUUCUCCUCCAGUCACUACGAGUUCGGCCUUCCAUGAUGCUCUUGCCAAUCAAAGCGACCAAUUUGUUAUGGGUAUUCAAGGUGGAGAGUUCUUGUCCUAUGGUCGUCGUCGCCAUUCACCUACAAAUUCUAUGUCUACAGUCAGCCAGCUGGCUCCUAUUCCUCCAUUGCCUCAGCAAUUACCUCAGCAACUGAAUGCACCGCAACCCCCUGCUGAAGACUCAACUCAAAAUGAUUGGACAACUGAUGUUGAUUUCGAUUUCGAUGAAUACUUCCUCGAUGAUGCUCAGUGA
Molecule: messenger RNA, 1161 nt
Organism: Trichophyton benhamiae CBS 112371
Lineage: Eukaryota; Fungi; Ascomycota; Eurotiomycetes; Onygenales; Arthrodermataceae
Product: mating type protein MAT1-2-1
Exons: 2
Coding region: 1-1161 (386 amino acids)
Biological process (GO): anatomical structure morphogenesis; negative regulation of transcription by RNA polymerase II; cell differentiation
Molecular function (GO): DNA-binding transcription factor activity, RNA polymerase II-specific; RNA polymerase II cis-regulatory region sequence-specific DNA binding
Source: RefSeq, a predicted model, not a curated record